GUGCGCUCUUCCGUCCCACACAGGACUUCCCUGUGACUUGCUUGCAAGAGUGCAUUCACCCACCUCGCAACCACUUCACCGGACUGAAGCGCACAAGACGGCGCGCACGUUUGGUGUCCAUCGCCGACCGAAAAAAAAGCCACUUCGGAGCGGAUUUUCACUCCUCUUUUUCGCACCUGUUGAUGCAGUCCAGGCGGGUCGAUCGAGGGACGCAGAAGAGACGAGUGAUUUCGUCCCGAGAAGCAACGCGCAGAGAGGACGCAGGAGUCGGUCUGGGAGAGAAGGACUUUGUUGUUUCCACUUUCCCCAGCAGUUGCAGCCGGUGCUGGGUUGGAGGAAAAUGGGCUCUUGGAACUAUGGACUUCUGUAUUUGUUACUCUCAUGCCAGUUGAUUACUGUGAUACAGGCCUCCAAGGUGUGGGGAGAGGUCCCUUUGCCGGAUGACUUAGUGGAGCAGAAGGAUAUCCAGGCGGCGCCCAGUUUACUAGACGACGAUGAGGACUUCAUUGCUGAUGAAGCUUCCGGAGAUCUGCCCAGUGGCGAGGAUGAUGGAAGUGCACCGUGGCCUUCAGUCUCAGACAGCACAAAGCACCGGUUGGACUCUUCCUAUGUGGUGAACAUAAAGAGUGCAGUCGAGCCAGCCUACAUUUAUUACAGAGCUCUUGUCAACUUCACCGAUUCCAUCGUCUACAGCCCAGAGCUGGAGGACAUCUUCUCAUCAGCCUUUAGUGAGAUCUCCGAAGCUGUGGUAGACACGUUGGAGUCAGAGUACAACAGGAUUCCAGGUGUCCAGACAGUCAGCGUGGUCCUCAUUAAGAAGCUAGUUAGACAGGAUGGCGUCGAUGUAUUUGUGGAACUGGACGUGGGCUCGGACUACAACAGCAACAGUGAGCAGAUCCGCAGCGUGCUCUACAGCGUGGUCCAGAAUGGAGCCAUUGCCUCCUAUGUUACAUCAGUGGAGGGCUUUCAGUUCAGAGAGCUUGGGGAAGUAAUCCCUGGCAUCAGACCGUGCAUGCCCGAUGAGCACAGGUGUGGCGACGGCACUUGUAUCCUGUUGGAAUACCUGUGUGACAAUCGACCAGAUUGCCGUGAUAUGAGUGAUGAGAACGAUUGUGAUCUAAGAAGACCUGUUGCAACCACUCCCGCCCCAGCCACCACGAUCGCCGUCGUUAAACCCCCACAGCCACCCGUCAUUCCAGGAUUCUGUCGAGCGGAUCAAGCAAAAUGCCAGAGUGGAGAGUGCAUCCCGCGUGACUACAUCUGCGACGGGGAGACAGACUGCUUGGACGGAAGUGACGAGUUCCAAUGCGGAACGCCGUCGCCGUGUGAACCAAAUGAGUUUAAGUGUAAAAACGGUCGCUGCGCCCUCAAGCUCUGGCGUUGCGAUGGAGACAAUGACUGCGAUGAUAACUCGGAUGAGCUGGACUGCCCCACCAAGGGUCCAGAUGACAGGUGUGCCCCUGAGCAGUUUGAAUGCCUCAGCGACCGCACUUGCAUCCCAGCGAGUUACCAGUGUGACGAAGAGCCGGACUGUCCCGACCGUUCCGAUGAAUAUGGCUGCACUCCUCCGUCUGUGACAAGCCCACCAGAAGAAUCCAUCGAAGUUUCCCGGGGGGCCACUGUGACAUUUACCUGUCAGGCUGUUGGAGUGCCAACACCCAUCAUCACCUGGAGGCUGAACUGGGGACAUGUUCCGAUCAGCGGCAGAAUCUCCAUGACCAGUGAGAACGGUCGCGGCACGCUCACCAUCCGUGACGUGAAGGAAGCCGAUCAGGGGGCCUACACGUGCGAGGCCAUCAACGCCAAAGGUCUGGUGUUUGGUAUUCCGGAUGGAGUGCUAACGCUUACAUCCAAUCCCAACCCAGGCGACUGUCCAGACGAUAACUUUAGUGUGGGGGGCCGUUGUGUUCCUUGCUUCUGUGCUGGAAUCACCAAGAAUUGCAAGAGCACCGCACGCUUCCGCAAUCAGAUCAGUCUGCGGUUCACAGAGGAGGACGAUUUUAAAGGUGUGAAUGUCAGCUACCCAUCCAGGCCAGGCACUCCCCCUCUUUCUUCCACUCAGCUACUCAUCAACCCCGAUAUGGAAGAGUUCCAGCUCGUCGAUUUGUCACGUCGCUUUCUCAACCUGGACUCUUUCUGGACCUUGCCUCGCCAGUUUCUUGGCAACAAGAUUGAUUCCUAUGGCGGAUCGCUGAAGUACAAAGUACGCUUCAUAUUGGCCCGUGGUUUGUCUGAACCUGUGGAGAAGCCGGAUGUAAUACUUGUUGGAAAUGGGCGCAGGCUCAUAUACCGCAGGGGGGGUGCCACCCCUGCCGGCGUGGUCAACCAGCGAGAAAUCAAAUUCACCGAAGAGAACUGGCAACACUCCAGCGGACGGCAAGUAAGCCGGGAGGAACUCAUGAUGACACUGGCUGACUUGGACAGCAUCAGCAUCCGCACCAUCUACGACAACCACAUGGUCAGCGUGGCCCUCAGUGAUAUCGUUAUGGAUACCACCACUGUGGAGUUUAGUACGAAGGGUCACGCUAAGGAGGUUGAAGAGUGCAGAUGUCCGCCUGGAUACACGGGCCUGUCCUGUGAACUGUGCUCCUCUGGUUUUGAGCGUGUCCCCGGUGGCUCCUAUCUGGGCACCUGCGCCGGUUGCAACUGUAAUGGACAUGCCAGCGCCUGCGAUCCAAUCAGUGGGCACUGUCUGAGCUGCCAGCACAACACAGAAGGCCCGCAGUGUGGCAAGUGUCGCCUUGGUUACUUUGGUGACGCAAGACGAGGCCGAGCCGACGACUGCAAGCCUUGCCCUUGUCCAUACUAUGAAACCUCUCGCCGGUUCUCUGACACCUGCUUCCUUGACUCUGACCAACAACCAACAUGUGACGCGUGCAAGCCCGGCUACACGGGAAGACGCUGUGAAAAAUGCGCUGCUGGCUACCAGGGCAAUCCCCUCCUGCCAAAUGGAAAAUGUGUUCCUCACCAAACCAAGUGUGAUAACAGAGGAACCAUCAGCUCGAAUAGCAGGCCAUGCAGCUGCAAGAACUACGUGGCAGGCGCUCAAUGUGAUGAGUGCAAGGCAGGCUUCUUCCAUCUAACAGAAAACAACCCCGAGGGCUGUCUGCGUUGUUUCUGCAUGGGCAUCACCAAACAGUGUGCCAGCUCCACUUGGAGUCGAGAGCAGGUGCGAGGAGGAGUGAACGGGCAGCUGUUUACGCUCACCAACAGCGGCAACACUCGAACUAUCAGCGAGGGUAUCUCUCAGAGGGGUCCCUCAGAAGUUGUCUACCGCUCCUUUUCCAGCAUCCCCAACGACAUCUACUACUGGGUCGUGCCUGAGAGUUUCAGAGGAGAUAAGGUGACAGCCUAUGGUGGGGAGCUGCGCUACACAGUGCGUUUUGAGUCACUCCAGCGUUCCCUGGUGAUUGACGGUCAGCCAGAUGUGGUUCUCCAGGGCAAUGGCAUCUCUCUGGAACACUACUCCCCUACCAAGCCCCUACCACGUGUGCCACAAACAGUCACUGUGACGUUCAGAGAGUCUGCAUGGCGUCGUGCUGACGGGCAACCGUGCACACGGGAACACCUCCUUAUGGCUCUGGCUGAUGUGAGUGCCUUGCUUAUUAGGGCCACCUACGCUGACAACAUGGCAGAGAGCAGUAUAUCAGACAUCAAAAUGGAUAUUGCUGUUCCGCACUCAACUGGAAACCAACGUGCCCUUGAGGUGGAAGAGUGUGCAUGCCCUCAAGGAUACAGAGGACCGUCUUGCCAGGAAUGUGAAGAAGGCUACACGCGGACCGGCUCUGGUCUUUACCUGGGCACUUGUGAGAGGUGUGACUGCAACGGGUACGCCAGCGGCUGUGACCCGGAGACGGGCAGGUGUCUUCAAUGUCAACACAACACUGACGGGCCAAGGUGUGAACGGUGUCAGACUGGUUACUAUGGAAACCCAGCAGCUGGAGCUGCCCAGGCCUGCCAGCCUUGCCCUUGUCCUGGAACAGCAUCCAACAACCAAUUCUCCUCAACCUGUUAUUUGGACUCUGAUGGUCAGCCAACGUGCAGUUGUCCACCUGGAUACACUGGCCGACGCUGUGAGAGAUGCGCACAAGGAUACACGGGCAACCCAUUGCUUGGACAGAAGUGUAUUUCUGGCAACAAUUAUGUCAAUGGUAACUGCGACCGCUGCGAUCCAAGAGGAAGUGAGGGCUGUAGUGGUGGCUCUUGUCGCUGCAAAAUGAAUGUUGAAGACCCUUCGUGCUCCAGGUGCAAGCCCGGAACCUUCCAUCUUAGCCAGCAAAACAAUGAUGGUUGCCUGUCCUGCUUCUGUAUGGGUGUCACUCAGCAGUGCUCCAGCUCCAACUACUACAGAGAUCUGGUAUCAUCAAGAUUUUCUCCAGGGAACUUCCAGGGAUUCGCGCUGGUGAACCGUCAACGUACAAACCGCAUCUCCACUGGUUUCACAGUUGAGGUUUCCACUGAGGGGACUCAACUGUCUUACAGCAACUUUGACUACCUUGGACAGGAGCCCCACUACUGGCAGCUUCCUGGGGUCUUCCAGGGAGACAAGUACUCUCUGGUCUACAAAGGUUUCAGCUUGCACCAGGACGAUCUGCUCUACUGGCAGCUCCCCACACAGUUCACAGGGGAUAAGGUGGGCUCUUAUGGUGGCAAAUUGAAAUACACAAUCUCCUACGUGGCUGGAUCAAGAGGAACUCUACUUGAAGAUGCAGAUGUACAGAUUAUUGGUAAUGACAUCACUCUGGUAGCUAGACAGUCGUCGUGGCAGAGAAGGCAGCAUGGCAGCAGAGAGACGCAAGAAUUUGAGGUUGUCCUCACCGAGGAGCACUGGCGCCGUCCUGACGGCAUGCCCGCCACACGAGAGCACUUGUUGAUGGUUCUGGCCGACUUGGAUGACAUCUUGAUCCGAGCGUCCUACUACACUGAGAUGCGCUCAUCCAGUAUCUCCGAAAUCAGCAUGGAAGUGGCUUUGCCCAACUACAGCGGCCUGGCGCAGGCCCUGGAGGUGGAGCAGUGCCGCUGCCCACCUGGAUACCAGGGUCUUUCCUGCCAGGACUGUGCACCCGGAUAUACUCGGACCGGUGGAGGCUUGUACCUGGGUCACUGUGAGCUGUGUGAGUGCAAUGGCCACUCAGACUCCUGUCACCCCGAGACUGGCAUCUGCACUAACUGCCUGCACAACACUCAGGGUGAGCUCUGUGAGCAGUGCGGAUCCGGCUUCUUCGGUGACCCCACCGCUGGCACACCGGAGGACUGCCAGCCCUGUGCCUGCCCUCACACUGACCCGGACAACCAAUUUUCUCCUACCUGUGAGAGCUUGGGAAAUGGAGGCUACCAGUGUACCGCCUGUCAGCCUGGAUACACUGGCCAGUACUGCGAGCGAUGUGCUCCUGGUUAUGUUGGCAACCCACAGGAGAGGCAGAAGUGUCGACCAUAUGAUGCUGCAGCGUCAUUGGUGGUGAGGGUGUAUCCAGAGAGGGUCCUGACAAGCCAGGGUGGCUCAGUCACCCUGCGGUGUCAGGUAUCCAUUUCCACUCCACACUUCUUCCACUGGUCCAGGGAGGACGGGCGGCCCAUCUCAAGCAGUGCUGAGCGACGCAGACAAGGAGCAGAAUUGUACUUCAGCAAUGUCCAGCCAAGCGAUGCCGGUGUUUACACCUGUACCUGCCGGGACCAACGCAGCACCAACAGGAGCCACGCUGAAAUUGUUGUCACAAGUGUCCCGACCAAAGCCAUUGAGGUCACAGUUGAGGAACCCAAAGCUCAAACAGUCCGGGUGGGCUCGACUGUAAACUUCAUCUGCACAGCAAGGAGCAAGUCGCCGGCCUACACGCUGGUCUGGACCCGUCUGGGUAAUGGGAAGCUUCCCAAUCGGGCGAUGGACUUCAACGGCAUCCUGACUAUUCAGAACGUGCAGCCAGAGGACGCUGGCGUGUACGUCUGCACGGGCUCCAACAUGUACGCUAUGGACGAGGGCAAUGCCAUCCUCUAUGUGCCAGAGGCCUCACAGACACAGAUGUUUUACACAGCCUAUGAAAUGUUUGAAGGACACAGAAAGCCUGCUGAGGGGGCCCAGCCUGUGGCUUCCAUCAGCCCUUCCACACUGACUGUCCAACAGGGCCAGAGAGCUGAGUUUCGCUGUACAGUAACCGGCAACCCAAAUCCUGCCAUUGAAUGGACCGGUGGUCCCGGGAACAGAAUGAGUCCCAGGGCAGUAAUCAGAGGCAACGUGUUGACCUUUACAGCAGUAGACCAGGCAGAUGAGGGGGAGUACGCCUGCAAAGCUCUGAACACCCACGGCGAACACACAGCACGGGUUUCCCUUUUUGUCAAAAGAUUGAAUGGCAAUGGACUUAGCACACAGCCCCAAGUCCAAGUUAGCCCCCAAAAUAUCGACGCCCAUGAGGGGGACACCUUGAGGUUGUACUGUCGUGCAUCAGGAUCACCAAUGCCGAAGCUCACCUGGCUUAAAAACGGGGGACAAAUCCCAUCCCAGGCCGUUCCUUCUCACGGUUUCCAACAGUUUAAAAGCAACAGUGUCGAUGUGUUACACAGACGUAAUGAGGAGCUUCAGGCCAGCAUGGACCGCACCGACAUCGGUACGCUGCUUAUCCCCAAUGUAAAAGUAUCGGAUUCAGGCACGUACAUGUGCGUAGGUAGCAACCGCGUGGGCUCGAACAGUGCACCCAUCAAGGUUUCAGUGCUCAAAGCGGAUCAAAGUUCCUCAAUUGUCAGAAUCCAGCCAUCUGAAGCAGACGUCCAUGAGGGUCACAACCUGUACCUCAAUUGUAUCGUCUCGGGAAAUCCUCCUCCCCGAGUAACUUGGACCAGAGCGAGUGGAAGCCUGUCUUCCAAACACCAGGUUGUUGGCAGUCAGCUUCGUAUCCUGUCAGCUACCCCAGAGGACUCGGGAGAGUACAUCUGUCAAGUGCAGAGUGCUCCAGGAUCACAAAUUCACCGAGCCUCUGUCUCUGUCUCGGUCACGUCGUCAUCCUCACGUCUUCAAAGUCCAAUCAUCGCCAUUGAGCCUCAUAGCGCGACAGUUCGUGUUGGCGAAUCGGCCAGCUUCAGGUGUAAAGUGUACAGCGGAGCCCAACCUGUCAGACUGGAGUGGAAACUAUCGAACAACCAACCACUGCCAGACAAUGUCAAGGUCGGCCCCGAUGGUUCUGUCAUUACCAUUGUAAAUGCACAACCCAUGAAUCAUGGUGCUUACCGCUGCGUGGCCAGCAACCCGUUUGGCAUCACCCACACUAUUAUAUCCUUGAUUGUGAAAGAGUCUCCUGUGGCCACUGUCACCCCUGUGGGGCCAGUGCACAUCAGGGUGGGCGAACCAAUUAACCUGGAGUGCCAGGCUUCAGGAGAGCCCCGCCCAUCUGUCUCAUGGCACAGGUUGGACAGCAACCGCAAGAUCAAGCUGAGCAGUCCCGUUCCCGCAGAAUCCAAUGCAGUCAUGCAGAUACUUGUGGCUCGUCCGGAAGAUAGUGGCACAUACAUGUGCGUUGCACGCAACAACGAAGGUAGCACCGAGACCAGGGUAGAAGUCAUUGUGCAGGGAAGCUCCCAAAUGCCCUCGGUGCCCAGAGUCAUCGUUCCCGAGCCGCUGAUGAUUGUGGUGGAAGGACAGACCGCAACUCUGCGCUGCGAUGCCCAUGGUUUCCCUGCCCCAACUAUUACAUGGUCAAAAUUGCGGUCACCUAUGCCUUGGAGACAUAAGGUGGUAGACGGCAACCUAGUACUGCCCGAUGUGGGACGCCAAGACUCUGGGGAAUACAUCUGCAGUGCUGUCAACAACAUGGGCACGACUGAAGUUACCAUUACGUUGGAUGUAGAAACCCCUCCGUAUGCUACUUCUGUGCCUGAUGAUGUGGCCGUGCGUGUCGGGGAGGUGAUCAGGUUGCAGUGCCUGGCUCAUGGCACUCCUCCACUGAGCUACAUUUGGAGCAAGCUAGAUGGUGCCUUGCCGCCGAGGGCCCAGGUCAGCGACGGCGAUCUCCAAAUCAAUCUGGCUACCGCGGAGGAUGCCGGGAGCUACAAGUGUGUAGCCAGCAAUAGAGUUGGCCACAGUGAAGUCGUGGCUAAAGUUACCGUCAGAUCGCCACUGGCAGUACGUGUGUCUCCACAAGUGGAGGUGAAGGCUCAGGGCAGCGCCGUGGAGUUUACAUGUUCAGCAGCUGGUGGGGUAGAGACUAAAAUUGAGUGGCUGAAAGAAGGAGGAGGCCUUCCCCUAAACCACCAUGUCAAGGACGGCGUGCUCAGGAUUGAAAACAUCGAACAGAGUAAUGAAGGUGUUUACAUCUGCAGAGCAAGCAGCAUAUAUGGUCAGGCUCAAGACGCAGCCAGGCUCACUGUCCAAGCACUGCCCAAGGUGAUGAUCAAUGUGCGCACCUCAGUUCAAACCGUCAUGAUUGGGAACUCGGUGGAGUUUGAAUGCCAGGCCGUCGGUGACCCCGAGCCCACCGUCGAGUGGAGCAAAGUGGGCGGGGCUCUCCCAACCCACAUCGCGGUGAUGGGUGGCAUGCUGAAGAUCGAGCGGGUGACUGAGGCAGACGCAGGACAGUAUCGCUGCACUGCCACCAAUGAUGUGGGCUCGGUGCAGUCCCAGGUGGUCCUCAAUGUCCAGUCACUUCCUCAAAUUUCUGCACUGCCUGAAACGAAGGAGGUGACUGUUGGGUCUGAUGCCGUCUUGCCAUGCGUGGCAUCAGGAUAUCCUGUACCUGAGAUCAAGUGGUCCAAGCUUGAAGGUGAACUACCUCCGAAGUGCUUCCAGGAAGUAAAUGUGCUGACGGUUCCUCGGGUCACGCAUAGCGAUUCAGGGACAUACGUGUGCACCGCAUCAAACAAACAGGGCAAAGUAGAAGCCUUCACCAAACUGGAUGUUCAUGAAAGAGUGAUGCCGUACUUUGCCCAGGAGCCACUGUCCUACCUCACCCUGCCCACCAUCAAAAACGCCUACAAGGCUUUCCGCAUGAAAAUCAACUUUAGGCCCGAUAAUGUUGAUGGUCUGAUAUUGUACGCGGGUAUGCUCCUUUAUAAUGGUCAGAGGAGGUCUACAGGAGCAGACUUCAUUUCUCUUGGCCUUGUAGGUGGCCGUUUAGAGUUCAGGUUUGACGUGGGUUCGGGGAUGGCCACCAUUCGUGACCCCAACCCUAUCAAGCUGGGAGAGUUUCACACAGUUGAACUGUAUCGCAACCUUACCCUGGGCUCCAUCGUGGUAGACGGAGGGGAGCCUGUCAAUGGCAGCUCACAGGGCAAGUUCAAGGGCUUGGAUUUGAACGAGGAGCUGCAUGUAGGUGGUUACCCCAACUACACUGUUCUGGCCAAAACUGCUGCCAUCAAGACUGGUUUUGUUGGAUGCAUUCGGCAGCUGGUCAUUCAAGGUGAAGAGGUGAUCUUCAAGGACAUGGACCGCAGCUCCACUGGUGUUACGAACUGUCCCACCUGCAAAAACCGUCCAUGCCAGAAUGGAGGCAGGUGCGAGGACUCGGACACCAGCUUGUAUACGUGCAGCUGUCCCAGAGGAUUCACAGGCAGCAACUGCCAGCAUCACUCAUCACUUCACUGCCACUCCGAGGCCUGUGGACCAGAUGCUACUUGCAUAAAUCGUCAAAGUGGUCUGGGCUAUGAUUGUCGCUGCCACCUGGGCAAGUUUGGAAACAAAUGCAUGGAUGGCGAAUUGGUAACCACUCCACUGUUUGACGGAGAUCAGUCAUACAUUUCCUAUCCUCCGCUGACCAAUGUCCAUGAUGACCUUCGAGUUGAACUGGAAUUCAAACCCAUUGAGAGAGAUGGUCUGAUGUUUUUCUGCGGGGGAAAAAAGAUGAAAGUGGAGGACUUUGUGGCUAUCUCCAUGGCAGAUGGACAUGUAGAGUUCAAAUAUGAACUUGGCACAGGCCAGGCCAUCCUUCGCAGUCCACAACCAGUCUCUUUGGGCCAAUGGCACAGAGUGGUGGCUGAGCGGAUCAAGCGGGAUGGUCACCUCAGAGUUGACCAUGGCCCAGUAGACAAGACGACUUCUCCCGGGAGAGCCCAGGGCCUCAAUAUCCACACCUCAAUGUUCCUGGGAGGUGUCCCCAACAUGGAGAUCCUGCCAAAGACUGCAAAUAUCAGCCAUAUGUUUGAGGGUUGUGUUGGAGAGGUCUUCAUAAACAACAAGAAGUUGGAUCUGUCGUACAGCUUUACAGAGAGUAGAGCGAUCCGCAAGUGUGUGGAUACAAGCCCUUGUGACCGCCGACCCUGCUUGAAUGGAGGCCACUGCAUGUCCAAUGCUGAGUAUGAGUACCAGUGCCUCUGUAGAGAUGGAUUUGAAGGUGAGCGUUGCGAGAUCCUGAAAGACGUGUGCCUGAGUGACUCUCAGUGCCAAAAUGGCGGCAGCUGUGUUAACGGACGCUGUGUGUGCCGCUCGGAAUUCACAGGCCUCAAUUGUGAAGAAAGCCGCGUCUCCCGCUUCCCUAAGGCCGGGUGGAAUUCAGCGGCUAGCGAAGCUAAUGAUUCCCCCUAUCAGUAUGCAGCUCAUUUUGACAACGAUGGAUAUAUUGCCCUUCAGAAAUCCAUUUUACAGAGACGUGCACAUGACGCGCCGGAGACGAUUGAAUUUGAGAUCAAUACCCUCUCCUCCGAGGGUCUGAUCCUGUGGCAGGGAGUCGAACAUGGCGAACACGGCAGAGGCAAGGACUUUAUCGCUCUCGGAAUUCGCAAUGGAUACCCCAUGUUCAGUUACCAGUUGGGCAGUGGAGAGGCCGAGAUCAUGUCACGACAGUCCAUCAAUGACGGCAAAUGGCAUAAAGUUAAAGCAGUCAGGACUGGAAAAGAUGGCUACAUCCAAAUCGAUGGAGGAGCUGCGCUCCAUGGACAGUCCAAGGGAAAAAGCAUUAUGGUCAAUACAAAAGGCCCGCUUUACCUUGGCGGAGCUCCAGACAUGGCAGCCAUGACAGGAGGGAAGUUCUCCUCUGGAAUGACAGGGUGCGUGAGGAACCUGUCCCUGAUGAACACCCGGCGAGAAGGUCAGCAGGUCCGGACCAUCGAUCUGCAAGGCCACGCAGCUCACAGUGUCAACGUGCAGCCGUGCACGUCGUAGACCACGUACACAACACACGCGUGCAAAAACAAACUCCCAAAUACUCACACGCAGUACACAAAACACACAUCAAGACCGUGGAGUGAUUGUUAUCGACACACUCGCACAGAGAGACUGACGCACGUAGAACCUUACACAAACUUGGUGCUCAGCUACUACCAAAAAUCAGACAUUGCGGCAAGAUCUUGGUGUGGAAACCACAACAAAUCAGAAAAACAUUAAAAACAUUUCUACUCUUCCUUGUUCUUUUUUUAAGUCUGGAAGAAGGAUAACAUGCAGUUUACAUACUUUGAGCAGUAGUAUUAGCCCUGAAAAAUCAGAUCCUAUGGAGUUGAAGAGGUUUUUACAGCACUGAAUUUCUAUUUAUAUGCAUAUGAAUAUUUACAAUAUUGGCGAGGGGAGGGGAACUUGCAAACUAACCGUAACUGCACUUCCUAGAAAUGGUUCUGGCAUCUAACACUGCUUCUCCAGAGGUUUUCACCAUUGUACUCCAAUGACUUGCUGAUGGCAAAGAUUUCCUUUUGCCGCUGGUGUUUGGCAUGAGUGCGUUUGUUUGCUGUGGGGACAGAGCAGGCGCUCGGAGCACGUACAGCCGCAUGCAGUUUCACGACACAACUCAGGUCAUCAGCAACAAAAAAAAUGGUCGCGCUUUGACAUUAGCUUUGGAGCACAUGUGUUGUCUCUGUCUGUUUGGCUUCUUUUUUUUUUCCUUCAAUGCGAAAAAGAAGGCUUGGUGCUAAAUGACGUCAGACACUAGCAUACAGCAGAGGCUGUAGUCAUGGUUACAUUUUAUUUUAUUUUUUUUUUUAAGGUCAAUAAGAUUCAUAAAUGCUAGCGAUGAUUUAGCAUUAUUUGGUAAUGGUGACCGUCAAGUAAAAUGAUGUUAUCUGACACAAGAUGGCUUGGUUUUUGCAACAAACCAAAUAAAGUAGAUUGACUGAUUUUAAAUUGGUUAAAACAUUUCAGAAGGACAAUGGUUUCCACUUAUAUUUACUUUAGGGUGUGCUUUUUGCUUUCACAAUGAAAUGAUUGUAUGUUUUUGACACCACAGCCUUGUUUGAUUGAGUAGAUCUCAAAAAUUGAGUUUCAUAUGAUCUGUGUAGCUUAUGAAGGCCACUUGAGUCAGUCAACGGUGCGUGCCUGUUAUCCCAAAGGUGCAUUGAAAUGUUUUGUUCUUGUGAUGCUUUAGUCAAACGGAACCUUCGGUGGCAAAUGUCAGCCUGUUUUUUGGAACUUGUGUGCUUCCGAUCAGGAAUGCGCCCCCUCGCCCCUUUAUUUUCUUUUUUUUUAAAUACAACACAAUUCUUUUUUGGGGGAGGGCUUAAAGUGUUUAUAUGAGCACCAGCACCAUCUUGUAAGUUAGUGCUGCUUCAUUCUUAUUUAUUCUUCAAGUCUUUGCCUCCUUUCACUCUAUAGAUUUAGAGCAUUUUUUUUCCCUCCUCUGGGUGUCACGCGUUGCCUGCAUAUCUCCCUCAAGGUUGAGCACAUCCCCCAAUUUCCUCCCAGAAAAGUUCAGGCUACAAACUUUGGUUUUAAAAUUGCAGCAAAUUGCCAUCGUGUCUUUUUAGAAUGUGAAUAUGUGAUGUGGGCAUAGAGUCCAGGCUGAGGUCCAGUUAGGACGAUAUCAAGCUAGGUUCUGAAACUGGAUUUUCAUACAGUAUUUACACUGUUGCUAAUUGGAAGCAUUGUCAUGCGAGAUGUAUUUGUUUUUUGAAACCCAGCAUUGGUCUUUGAUUUGAGCUCUUUAUAAAAGGUGCACUUUUAGUCAGGAUGGGGUUUUUUUUCUCAACUUUCAAUGCAUUGGCUCAAGUGAUCAAAUUUUACUUCACAAUAUAUUGUUUAUGUCACGACAACCCGAUGACUCAGCGAAGCGACGUGCACCUAACCUUUGUGUUUCUUAAAUAAAAAACAAAAUUCAUGUGCUA
Molecule: messenger RNA, 13002 nt
Organism: Hippocampus zosterae (dwarf seahorse)
Lineage: Eukaryota; Metazoa; Chordata; Actinopteri; Syngnathiformes; Syngnathidae
Gene: hspg2
Product: heparan sulfate proteoglycan 2
Exons: 84
Coding region: 341-11077 (3578 amino acids)
Biological process (GO): axon guidance; homophilic cell-cell adhesion; dendrite self-avoidance
Cellular component (GO): plasma membrane; axon
Molecular function (GO): calcium ion binding; cell-cell adhesion mediator activity
Source: RefSeq, a predicted model, not a curated record